AAAUUGGCAAGCUGAACACGUUUGCCUCAACGUAGGGGAUUCUCUCAUCACCUCUGGCCUUCUUCUUGUCUUUGCAAAUUAAUGGAGAAUCAACGGUCUGCUCUCUUGGCGAUGGGAUUCACAAUAUUAAUGCUUGUGAUUUCUAGAUCUGUUGCAGUCGGUCAGGGCAUUAAGGGAAUUGUUGGAGGCACCGGGCGCGCGCGCUCGCCCGGAUGUAAAGGGUACGCGUGUGGAGGGAGUUCUUCUCACUGCUGUAUCGGGGCUAUUUCCGACUACUUCCAGACCAACCAGUUUGAGAGCCUCUUCUCGAAGCGUAACUCCCCACUCGCCCAUGCACUCCAUUUCUGGGACUACAAUUCUUUCAUCGCCGCUUCUGAUGACUACCAGCCUUAUGGUUUCGGUACCGCCGCCGACGGCAAGUUCUUGGGGUUGAAGGAAGUUGCAGCUUUUCUUGCCCACGUUGGCAGCAAAACCUCAUGUGGAUAUGAAGCGGCUACAGGGGAACCAUUGGCAUGGGGCUUAUGCUAUAACAAGGAAAUGAAUUCUGGCUCGUCUUACUGUGAUGAGAACUACAAGCACACUUAUCCAUGCGCCCCUGGGGUCGCAUACUAUGGCCGGGGUGCUCUGCCUAUCUAUUGGAACUACAACUAUGGAGAAGCAGGGAAAGCCUUGAAGGUGGAUUUGUUGAACCAUCCAGAACACAUAGAACAGAAUGCCACGCUGGCCUUCCAGGUUGCAAUUUGGAGGUGGAUGACGCCACUUAAGGAGCAUCAGCCUUCUGCCCACGAUGUGUUUGUGGGAUUCUGGGAACCCACAAAGAGUGAUACUUUGGCAAAGCGAAUUCCUGGUUUUGGAGCUACCAUGAAUGUCCUCUAUGGUGAUCAUGUUUGUGGUCAGGGUGAGAAUGAGGCCAUGAACAACAUGAUUUCCCAUUACUUGUAUUACCUUCGUCGUAUGGGUGUUGCCCGAGAAGAGGCAGGGCCUCAUGAAGUGCUCAGCUGUGCCCACCAGGUUGCUUUCAAUCCAUCCUCUUCCUCAUCUCCUUGACCUUUGUUUUGUUAAGCUGAUGGUUUUGGAGGAAAAUAGUUAUUAUAUAGCGUACUAAGAAGAUAUCUGAAGCUUGGACAAUCUAUUCAACUGUGUCGUCGUGUGUGAAGCUCUGUAACUUGUUUGGGUGAUUACUGGCAUUUGGGUAUUUGCUGUAUGACUUUUGAGACAAAUCUUGUUGCUUUCAAUCAAUCGUAACUAUAUAUAGUGUGGAUUGUAUUUUGUAUGUGGGCAUACUAUUAUGUAUUUUAGGUGUGCAAUCUUGGAAAACAUGUUUGUGGUGAA
Messenger RNA from Corylus avellana, 1332 nucleotides. Its product is annotated as chitinase-like protein 2. Gene Ontology annotation, biological process: cell wall macromolecule catabolic process; carbohydrate metabolic process; chitin catabolic process. Lineage: Eukaryota; Viridiplantae; Streptophyta; Magnoliopsida; Fagales; Betulaceae. Gene Ontology annotation, molecular function: chitinase activity. The record is from RefSeq and is a predicted model, not a curated record.